Messenger RNA from Nerophis lumbriciformis (worm pipefish), 1179 nucleotides. NCBI's taxonomy places the organism in Eukaryota, Metazoa, Chordata, Actinopteri, Syngnathiformes, Syngnathidae. The record is from RefSeq and is a predicted model, not a curated record.
AUGGCAGCGGGACCAAUUUCGGAAAGAAACCAAGAUGCCACGGUGUACGUGGGCGGCUUGGAUGAGAAGGUGUCCGAGCCAUUACUGUGGGAACUUUUUUUGCAGGCCGGUCCUGUCGUCAACACACACAUGCCCAAAGACAGGGUGACGGGCCAACAUCAAGGUUACGGCUUUGUGGAGUUCCUCAGCGAAGAAGACGCCGACUAUGCCAUCAAAAUUAUGAACAUGAUAAAACUGUACGGCAAGCCUAUCCGUGUCAACAAGGCGUCGGCGCACAACAAGAACCUGGACGUGGGCGCCAACAUCUUCAUCGGCAACCUGGACUCGGAGAUUGAUGAGAAGCUGCUCUACGACACCUUCAGCGCUUUCGGGGUCAUCUUGCAAACGCCCAAGAUCAUGCGCGACCUCGACACGGGCAACUCCAAAGGCUACGCCUUCAUCAACUUUGCCAGCUUCGACGCGUCUGACGCCGCCAUUGAGGCCAUGAACGGCCAGUACUUGUGUAACCGACCGAUCACCGUGUCCUACGCCUUUAAGAAGGACUCCAAAGGCGAGCGGCACGGCUCGGCCGCCGAGCGCCUGCUGGCCGCACAGAACCCGCUGUCGCAGGCCGACCGGCCCCACCAACUGUUCGCCGACGCGCCGCCCCCACAGGCCAUCCCGCCGCCUGUGCUUACGUCCAUGGGUCCCGGAAUGGCCAUGGGGAUGCCACCGCCGGGGGUCUUCCCCCCGAUGCCGCCGCCAGGAUCCAUGCCGACCAUGCCGCCUAGCAUGGCAAUGCAUCACGCCCAUCAAGCGCAGCCGGGUCACCCACCAGGACCGCCGCCCUUCCCUGGCGCCAUGCAUGCCUUGCCUCAAAUGCCCAUGCCUCCUCCGGCACCUCCCGGCAUGGUGCCCCCGCCUCCCGCCCCGCCGGGCUCCGCUCAAGCACGGGCGCCGCUUCCUCCCGGCAUGCCCCCACCACCUAUGGGCAUGCCACACCGAGCCCCUUAUGGACCGCCCAUGGGUCACCCUGUGCCGCCUGGUAUGAGAGGACCGCCGCCUCCCAUGCCCCCUCCAGGAUACGGCGCCGCCCCACCGCGUCCGCCUCCCUUCGGCUUCCAGCGAGCGCCCCCCAUGCCGCCGAGACCGCCUAUCGUGCCACCUCGGGUUCCCAUAAGGGCGCCCAUGCCGCCUUAA